Molecule: messenger RNA, 231 nt
Organism: Sciurus carolinensis (gray squirrel)
Lineage: Eukaryota; Metazoa; Chordata; Mammalia; Rodentia; Sciuridae
Product: heat shock factor-binding protein 1-like
Exons: 1
Coding region: 1-231 (76 amino acids)
Biological process (GO): cellular heat acclimation
Cellular component (GO): nucleus; cytosol
Molecular function (GO): transcription corepressor activity
Source: RefSeq, a predicted model, not a curated record
AUGGCCAAGACUGACCCUAAGACAGUGCGGGACCUCACCUCGGUGGUUCAGAUGCUUCUGCAGCACAUGCAAGAUAAAUUUCAGACGGUGUCCGACCAGAUCAUUGGAAGAAUUGAUGAUAUGAGUAGUCGCACUGAUGAUCCUGAGAAAAACAUGGCCGACCUCAUGACACAGGCUGGGGUGGAAGAACUGGAAGGAGAAAACAAGAUACCUGCCACUCAAAAGAGUUGA